AUGCGAAAUGAUGUCGGUCAUUGCCGCGUGCUUCUUCCAGUAGUAAAACGAAAGUCAAACAUACAAUAUGAGCGGAACUCUGUAAUGUAUCGGGGUGCCAUGCUGAACAUCCACAAGUACAAGCUUCGUGCCAGCUCAUGCCCUGACAUCUUCCGCAACUCCAUGACCACCAUCGCACAGGAACAAGAGGAGCAUUGGUAUUCGGAUAUGCUCACCUUGCUGCGUGGUAUGACGGACUUCUCUUUGUUUGCUGAGCUGCAUUUCACGCUGAUGCAACUUAGCACAGUUCUACUCUUCAUCUGGUUCAUUGUUCCCUACUUCUAUUUAGCUGAUUACAUGACUGAGAAUAAUUAUACGGAAACAGAAGCUUCAUGGUUGCUGAGCAUUAUUGGCAUCACAAACACCAUUGGUAUUGUAGGACUGGGAUGGGCAGGUGAUCAACCAUGGGUAAAUGUUCCCAAAACAUUUGCUGGAUGCCUGGUGUUGUGCGGUCUGUCAGCCCUGGCAAUGCCUCUUUGCAAGGAAAAUUUCUUUGCCCUGGCUUUCGCAUCAGGGUUGUUUGGUCUCUUCUUUGCGUCGUCAUUUUCUUUCACCCCUGUGAUACUGGUGCAGCUUGUCCCAUUAGAGAAGUUUACCACUGCCUAUGGGCUGGUGCUCCUGUGCCAGGGCAUUGGUAAUCUCAUUGGACCACCAGUAGGAGGCAAGUAUUUCAUCUUGUCACAUUGCUACUUUCUGUUUUGUUGGCUUUAUGAUGUGACAAAAACUUAUGAUUUAAGUUUCUACCUCACCGGGAUCUGGAUAGUUGUCUCAGGAUUGCUCAUAGCUGUCAUUCCGAUGACUAAAAAUCAUAGAUUAUGGGGGACAAGUGUAACAGAUAAAGAAAAGGAAAUUAAAGAAGCAGACCAGGUGAGCUGUGCCUAAUCGGAGCACUCGUUUUACUGAAGAACACAACUGUAUGAAUUUGCAGUAUUUAAUGGAGCUUUCUGCUGUGCAGUUAUCUAAGUGUUUGGAGGUCAAAGCAAUUACUAGUAGUGUGGCUGAUAGAAGAGGUCACGUAAUGUACCUAAUUAUAUUAAUUCAUCAGAGUAUAAAAGAGUCUUAUGUAUUGUCAAAUUCUGUGUGAAACAUGAGAAGGAAUGGUGAAGUUAUGUUGUUAGGGAAAAUGAAUAAAAUCUUGGGCACAACAUUUACAUCAAGCUGACAGAACUUGCUAUUCUUGUAUGGGGUAGUGGCAUAAAUGUAUGAUUUAUUAUGCUACUUCAUAUCAAUAUAGAAGAUUCAAUGUUUAAAAGAGAUCGUCCGCUUAAGAUUGAAAAAUCAUAAAUAAAUCAUGUGUCUUGUCCAACAAUAAGUUACAUUAGGCAAUAAUGAACUUAUUCAUAAUGCUGCAUGAAUGAAAAUUGCACAAAUGUGCCAUUUGUUUUCUCUGUUAUUAACAAACAGAAAGAAAUUAUUAAAUUGAGUUUUAAAUGAGAGUGUAACUGCAGUCUUCUUAAAUGAAGCUGUAACUAUUUUACCUGCGUUGUGCCUUUGUGAAGAUUAUAGUACAGAGGAAAUGUACUUACUCUUAGCAGAGCAAUUCAUGAAUAGUUCCAUUUUGUAUUUUGUUUGUUCAUCGAUAAGUCAGGGUACCACUUUUUGUUUUUCCUAAGAGAAUGUAGCACAAGCAGGUGAGGAGCUUGUAAGUUUAUUUGAACUUGUUUUGCAGUAUUACUUGCCACAUUUUACACACAUGUAGGUACUUACUAAUUAUUAUAUUUAUAGAGAUUUACUUCCCCAAGUUUCUUCUGUAGGUAGUGCACAUUAUGCAAUAUUUCAUAAUAAUACAUUUGCCUUUAUAUUUGUAUGUCAAUAAUAGAAUAGAUGGAUUCUAGUCUAGUUAUAACCUGUGUCAGUCUCAAGAUAAGAUAUUAGUGCGGAAUAUAGUAUGCUGUUGCUCACUUGCAUGACCAAUUUCAGUGGACUCUCUUAUAUAAGACAGUCUUGUAGAAUUUUCAGUCACAAAUUUAAUCUUGUAUAUUCUAAAUUAAAACAUAAGAAUUAAACAUUUCUGAUGUGUAAUAGUUUUGAAACUAUGUUUCUACUCAUUAAGAAAAGAAAUGAGCUUUAUAUGAAUCUUCAGAAAAGGUGCCUAUGCCAACAAAACAUACAUAAAUCAUUGUUUGAAUUUUCUUCCUAUGUCAUUUGCACUGCCAUUAGUGAAUUCUGUGAAAUGACUGUUAAGAACAAAAGAGUAAUAGUUAAAAAACUAUUUUCAUGUGAAUAAGUUCUAAAAAAAUCAUGAAGUAGGUCUUAUAAUCAAACCUAGUUCCUUAUUUGUGAAUUGUAGAGAUGUCCGAUCCAGUAUUGUUUAGAUGGAGUGAGCUUGAAGGAGUGAUAUUAAAUAUUCCUUGGGUGCUACAAAUAAAUAUAAAUCUAAGCUAUAGACUGUGGCAAGAUGAUUGCAAGGAUCAUGAGCAUCAGUUUCGUUUUAUUUCUUUGGCAAUUUUAAAUUUUUUAACAAUUGCUACUUCGGAUGAAAUUGCAAUUUAUGUUCAAAACCUUUCUUGAAGAAAGAUUCGAGAAAAGUUAAAUAGUAAAUUUUUAUUUAAUUAUCCACACAUGUGCUGCAUGGUGGUCGCAAUAAAUUCUACGUAGUUUCUUUAAAUCUGUAAAUCUGUGUCUUUAUCUAAACAUUCCCAUUUAAAGCCAGUCUAAGUAAAUAGGGUAAUUUACUAACAGUGUAUUAUUCAUGUUAUUAAUGAUAGAUGUUCUUUAUUCAAGAUAGGGACAUUCCAAAUUACAGACUGGCGUUAGACUUGACUGUGUGUAUGCUCAUGAUGUCCUUUCUCAAAGGUAAUUCAAUAUGUUACUGACUAGUAAUUCUUGCCAUCUUAAAGUCCUUGUAUAGUCUAUUUUGUGCAUUACAUAUAGAAAUAUGAUAUAAGAAAUAAUUAUUGAUUAGUAUACGUAUUUGAAUGCAGUAUUUGUUACAGAAUAUCCUGUAUUGGAUUAAUGUAACAUACUGUGCUUAGACUGAGCAAUAUUAAAGCAAAUAUGUCUUCUUCCUGUCCGCAAUAUUGCAGUCGAUAGUCUGAAUCUUCCAUUGUCAGUUUGUCUUCGUGUUCUUAAUUUUAUUGCAUCAUUUUUAUAUGUUUUCACAUGUGCACACUGAACAUUUGUAUUCUACUUACUGUUUACAAUUACUUACAAUGUACAUCUAUUCUAAGAUAAAAUCUUUGUUCAUGCUGACACCGAACAUGUUGCAAUGCAAUGUCUUGAAGAACUCUUCAAAUAAAAAUGAUGUAUGAUGUAGUUGAUAAGUUUUUUAUUUCGUGCUCUUGGAGGGUAAGGAUUCCAUACGUCCUGAUGUUCCCAGGACAAUCCUGGAUUUUUGCCCUGGCCUGAUAAAAUCAU
This is a messenger RNA of Gryllus bimaculatus (two-spotted cricket), 3396 nucleotides long. Lineage: Eukaryota; Metazoa; Arthropoda; Insecta; Orthoptera; Gryllidae. The record is from the annotation of a GenBank genome assembly.